AUGGUGCUGUCUCGCAAGGUGCUGGCAUUUAUGUUACUUACGCUGCCACCGACGGGUGUGACUGCGCUAACGUACUUCGUGGGCGGAGUCAGUGGCGUCACGGCGGUGGGUGUGGGCGUACUCUCGAGUUUCGCGUUCUGUGACUUCUGGUAUUUCCUACGCUUGGGGCUCCACUCGAUCAUGCCUGCGCCUCGUGGACUUCGCAAGCACUUAUUCGCAGUGAGCAAGGCUAAUGGUCGUAUCGGACUCAUGGAUAUCGACCGCAAUGGCCACUGUAAUAACGCCCGCUUCCUGCGUGAGUGCGGCUUUGGGCGUCGCGAGCUGUGGCAGCACAACGGCGUGUGGAAGGUGGUGACUGCUGCAGGUGGCAAUCUCGUGGUGGGCUCGCAGACCGUACGCUACCGGCGCGAGCUGUCCUUUGGACAGGCUUACACGAUGCAGUCGCGCCUCAUUUGCUGGGACAAACGUGCCUUCUACGUGGAGCACCGCUUCGUAACCCACGGUGCCAAGGGCGAUUUUGUGAACGCCAUCGUGCUAGUGAAGAACACCGUGCUGGGCGCACUGAGCCCUGCACAGAUCGUCGCCAAGCUGCCGGCGCUGCAGUCCGAUGAGGAGGCCAAUCCAUCGAUGCCUGCAGACGUCUCGGCCUGGAUCGAAAGCAACGACGCUUCCAGCAAGAUGCUCCGCGCCGAGGUCGUUAGCUGA
Messenger RNA from Phytophthora infestans T30-4, 705 nucleotides. RefSeq lists its product as uncharacterized. Lineage: Eukaryota; Oomycota; Peronosporomycetes; Peronosporales; Peronosporaceae. The record is from RefSeq and is a predicted model, not a curated record. Bases 1 to 705 code for a protein of 234 amino acids. The transcript is spliced from 2 exons.